AUGGUUUUUCUUCAAGUCUUUCGCGUUUUUUGGUGGAUUUUCUUGGGAUCUUCGGUCUUUCGGUGUCUUGGUGAAUUUUCUUGGGGUCUUCGGAAUUUGUUGAUUUUCUUGAGAUCUUCUGUCUUCGGCGCUUUUGGUGAAUCUUCUUGGUAUCUUCGGUGUUUUCGGGGAAUUUUCUUGGAGUCUUCGGUCUUUCGGCGUUUUGGUGAAUUUUCUUGGGAUCUUCAGUCUUUCGGCAUUUUUGGUGAAUUUUCUUUGUAUCUUCGGUCUUUCGGCAUUUUG
This is a messenger RNA of Dentiscutata erythropus, 282 nucleotides long. The record is from the annotation of a GenBank genome assembly. Lineage: Eukaryota; Fungi; Glomeromycota; Glomeromycetes; Diversisporales; Gigasporaceae.